Molecule: messenger RNA, 493 nt
Organism: Hibiscus syriacus
Lineage: Eukaryota; Viridiplantae; Streptophyta; Magnoliopsida; Malvales; Malvaceae
Exons: 2
Coding region: 36-452 (138 amino acids)
Molecular function (GO): electron transfer activity
Source: RefSeq, a predicted model, not a curated record
ACUUCAAUUACCAAGUAACUAAAGAAACCUGAGAGAUGGCUUCCUCUGGUUUCAAUGCUCAACAAAUCAUCCUCUCUGUCGCAAUAGCUGCUUCUCUUUUGACACUCACUCAAGCCGCAACAGUCAUCGUCGGAGGUUCCGAGAACUGGCGGUAUGGCUACAACUACACUGAAUGGGCGGCCAACACAGCGCCCUUCUGCUUCCAGGACACCUUAGUGUUCAAAUAUGAUAACACAACAGCUCAUAGCGUUUACAUGCUGCCAAACUUGUGGAGUUACUUACAAUGCGAUUUCAGUAAAGCGAAGCUUUUGGCCAAUACGACACAAGGAGAAGGUGAUGGCUUCCGAUUUGUGUUAAACCAAUGGAGGGUUUUCUACUUGGCUUCUGGUGAAGCCAAUGACUGCAAAGAUGGGCAGAUGAAGCUGGUUGUUGUCCCUUGGCCACGUUUUUGAAAUCCUUUGAUACACAACUCACAAAUGGAAGAAACGCAGUG